Molecule: messenger RNA, 879 nt
Organism: Cephus cinctus (wheat stem sawfly)
Lineage: Eukaryota; Metazoa; Arthropoda; Insecta; Hymenoptera; Cephidae
Exons: 1
Coding region: 1-879 (292 amino acids)
Molecular function (GO): catalytic activity
Source: RefSeq, a predicted model, not a curated record
AUGGUAAGGUUCUUGCAGGUAAACCUGGGCAGGGGUCGCGAAGCGGAGGACUUGCUCCUCCAAGCGGCCGUUGAGAAGGGCGCGGGCGUACUGAUCGUCAGCGAGCAGUACCGGAUUCCGGAUACGGGCUUCUGGUUUCAGGACACGACAGGUAGGGCGGCGAUAAAUGUCCGAGGACAGGACCCAAAGAUCAAAGAAGUCGGUAAACCUACGGCCAACUAUGUGUGGCUAGGCAUAGGCGGAGUUAGGAUAUACAGCUGCUACUUCUCACCCUCUGAGACCUAUGAAGUUUUCCGUAAACAACUGGACGCGCUGGAGAACAACCUCAGAGAAGCGAGAGGCGAAGUAGUCGUAGCCAGCGACUUUAAUUGUAAGUCACCCGAGUGGGGCUCCAGGAGACUGGACCGCAGAAGCGAAGCCCUCUCGGAGAUGAUAACGAGGCUAGAUCUCGUACUUAACGAAGGGAACGCCCUUACCUUUCGACGGGGAAGCACCAGUUCGGUCGUUGAUAUCACCCUGGGUACUAUCGUUGCAGCCGCGAAAAUGAAGGCAUGGAGAGUACUCGAGGACUUUACCCUCAGCGAUCACCAAUACAUCGAGUUUGAAUUGGGAACAGAACAAACGCGGAGGACUCGCCAGGAACCACUGUCUAAAGUAGGCGUAAAGAAAGCUGGAUGGGCAUUACGCAGGCUCGAUAAAAACAAGCUGAACCUCUUUCUAGAAACGGCAAGGAAACAGGGAAACCCGCCAAGGAUGGGCGACACCAAAGAGCUGGAUGCGUUAGUAAGUUAUGCUACUGAGAUCAUCACGGCAGCAUGUGACGCAGCUAUGCCUAGGUGCAAAAACUACACGAGAGGUAGACAGCCGGUACACUGGUGA